AGCACAACUCUCUGGAGAGAGAGGUCUCUGCUGUACACUCACUGCAGCUCAUAGUGGACCUGGACUGUACAUGCCUCCACAAUGUUAAGGAUUUGGCUCCUGGUACUUUGUGCAGUCUCCCUCCAACUUUGGACACAAGGAUAUACGCAAGAGCUGACUGAAGUUUUUUGCGAUGACAAAGAUGUUGAGGCCGCUGUGGAUUUGGCCCUUGUACACCAUAAUGGAAUCCUUCCGCAUGGCAAUAAGCUUGCACUGUACCAAGUUGUGAAGGCUUUAAAAGUUGUGAACGAGUCAGGCACCUUGUUAUCUCUGCAUUUCUUUGCAAGAGUGUCUGAUUGUCCAGUAGGGGGAGACAAAGCUUGGCGAGACUGUGACUACCUGCCACACGGUGAUAAGAUGCCAAUGACAUGCACUUCAGAGGUACACAAAAGUAGCCUUGAAGACAGUCCAAAGGUUAUCUCAGUUGAUUGCAAAGCUAAAGUUGAGCCCUGGAUUUCUGCUGACCGUGCCCCAUGUCUGGGUUGCCGUGAAGAAAUUGAUAUUGCUAAUGAGGACCUUAGGGAACCACUGUUAUAUUCUGUGGCAAAAUUUAACACAGAAAACAGCUCCAGCCAUCACUUUAUCCUGAACGACAUUGCAUCAGCCACACGACAGGUGGUUGCUGGAUUCCGGUAUGACCUUCAGUUUGAAAUGGUUAAAAGCAACUGCUCAAAAGGUGAUUUCAAAGAGGUUACAGAUGAUUGUCGCCCACAUGACACAGAGAAGGAGUUUGCAAACUGUAAUUCUACAGUUUAUAUUGCCCCUUGGAGGCGUGAGGAGCCUGAAGCACACAUGAACUGUGAACCAGGGCGUCUUAUGACCUCCUUUUCAAGGAGGAGGCCACCUGGCUGGUCUCCCUUAAGACACUUCAUCUAUGCAGCGAGGGUCACUCCGACUCCAGCUACAACUUCAGUGCCAAACCCAACUGCUAAAAAGGAGUCAUCGGAGGAGUCUCAGGAAAUCACCGCGCAGACUCCCAUCCUUCCAGUUGUGGACACCGGGGUCGCAGAUGUGCCCCCUGAAAAUCCAGGCCUUUCACUGGAGCUUCCGCUAGCAGAACCAGUCAGCCCAUUCCGCUGCCCGUCAGAGCCCUGGAAGCAGUUUGUCUCCACCACUACCCCACCUCCCCCUCAGCAGGAGCCCACUGCUGCCUAGGAACUUGUGCAAGCAGAUGAGGGGUUUAGUGAUUCAGACUUGUUAGCAUAGAAGCCUCCUAUGAGGGAUGGUAUGGAGUUACAGCAUAAAUUCUUUGUAGAAAACAAGAAAUAAAGUUGGAUCAAUAUACUUUGUUACUGACUUAACAGAUGAAAAAUAAACUAUCCUGGUGA
Molecule: messenger RNA, 1367 nt
Organism: Megalops cyprinoides (Indo-Pacific tarpon)
Lineage: Eukaryota; Metazoa; Chordata; Actinopteri; Elopiformes; Megalopidae
Gene: kng1
Product: kininogen 1
Exons: 7
Coding region: 82-1194 (370 amino acids)
Biological process (GO): negative regulation of blood coagulation; negative regulation of endopeptidase activity; positive regulation of cytosolic calcium ion concentration
Cellular component (GO): blood microparticle; extracellular region
Molecular function (GO): cysteine-type endopeptidase inhibitor activity
Source: RefSeq, a predicted model, not a curated record